This is a messenger RNA of Xenopus tropicalis (tropical clawed frog), 2813 nucleotides long. Its product is annotated as N-acetyllactosaminide beta-1,3-N-acetylglucosaminyltransferase 3. The transcript has 2 exons. Gene Ontology annotation, cellular component: Golgi membrane; membrane. The coding region runs from base 10 to 1275 and encodes 421 amino acids. Gene Ontology annotation, molecular function: hexosyltransferase activity; acetylglucosaminyltransferase activity. Lineage: Eukaryota; Metazoa; Chordata; Amphibia; Anura; Pipidae. Gene Ontology annotation, biological process: glycoprotein biosynthetic process; carbohydrate derivative metabolic process. The record is from RefSeq and is a predicted model, not a curated record.
ACAACCGGAAUGCUUAACACUCUUUACAGAAGAAGGAUAUCAAUAUUGUUAGCUCACACCCUUUACAUACGUUGCCUGAAAUAUAAAAUAAAAAUGGCAAUGACAAAAAAACAUUUCUGGAAAUGUCUUCUGGGAUCAAUAGCAGCUGUCAUCACCCUCCAAUUUGCUUUGCACUUCAAUAGCUUCUAUGUCCUUAAUAAUGUUAUUGAUAAAACAGAAGAGUUAUCUUUUUCUAAUGCGGUAAUGUCAAACCAAUCUAUCAUCAAGUUACCCUACUCUGAAUGCAAGGAAGACACUUCUGCCAGAAACUUUACCAAUUUUAAUAAAGAACCGCAGACCAUGAAGGAUUUUUUGACCUACCGUCAUUGCAGGAGUUUUCCACAGCUUCUUGACUCACCCAUGAAGUGUGGUGGACCAGCUAACUCAAAAGAAGUCUCUCUCUUGCUGGCCAUUAAAUCCUCCCCUGCCAACUAUGAGCGUCGGGAGGCUGUGAGAAAAACAUGGGGAGUGGAGAAAACCUACAAUGGAUUUCAGGUAAAGAGAAUUUUCCUCAUUGGAACACCAAAACAAAAAUAUGAGAAGCGGAUGAUGCAAUUGCUGACUAUUGAGAGUCAACUGUAUAAUGAUGUAUUGCAGUGGGAUUUUUAUGACUCUUUCUAUAAUUUAACUCUGAAACAGGUUUUGUUCCUGACCUGGUUUGAGGCUAAGUGUCCUGGAGCCAAAUAUAUUUUUGAUGGAGAUGAUGAUGUAUUUGUAAACACUGUGAAUGUGAUAACUUACUUAAACAGUCUAAGCAAAGAUGGAAACAAGCACCACUUAUUUGUAGGGGCAUUAAACACAAAUAUGCCUCCAAUUCGACAGACAAACCGCAAGUAUUAUGUUCCACAGGCACUGUUUAAGGGAAACAAAUUUGACCCUUACUGCGGAGGUGGAGGUAUCCUUAUCGCAAGUUUCACAGCCCACUCUAUUAUUAGGGAAUCUCAGUAUAUCCCUCUCUUUCCCAUUGAUGAUGUCUAUCUAGGAAUGUGCUUAGCAAGGGCUGGUCUCAAACCCAGCAACCACGAGGGAAUAAAAACAUUGGGAAUCAGAUUGCCAAAUGUGGAUAGCUUUGACCCCUGCUAUUACCGGCACAUGCUGGUGGUGCACCGCUUUGUGCCGUACGAGAUGCUGAUUAUGUGGAACGCCCUGCAGAUUACAGAGCUAAAAUGCAGACAAAAGAGCAGAGUUACUGUUGAAAAGACAAACUCAUUAAACAAGAAGCUUUUGCUUGAAUGAUACCAAAGAACUUUGGUUCCAAAACUUCCAAAAUAUGGUGGGGCAACAAAGCAUCAUUGAUUUUUGGUAGCAGAACAAAUCCUGAAACUGAAAAAAAACAAGACUGAACCUAUGUGCUAUGUUAUGUGCAUUAAUACUAAAAAAAAAAAAAAAAGUUGACUUAUAAUGGUUAAAGCAUUAAUAAAACAAAGAAAGAAGAUACUAUAUGAGUAUUUGCAACAGGUUCUCAAAAAAAUACAUUGAAUAUCGAUGCAAGUGGUAAUUGCAGAUUUCAAAUAUUACCAAGUUAUUGAUAAGCCAUGUUGAUGAUGGACCUAAAUUCAUUAAAAUAAUAUCCCAGGGCAUAAUUUACACUCCCAGGUUAUAAAACAUUGUAUUAAUCACUUCCUCACCAGAUUGUACAUCAACCCAGAACACUGUGUUUGUCGAUCAUACAAAAGAUAUGUGUGCAGCUCUCACUGUGUUUGUUGUACCCUCCUGAAAUAGAUUAUGGCGCAAUAAGUGUGUAUAUAUACACACGCAUACAUACAUACAUACAUACAUACUAUAAAUCCUAAAACUUGGCUUGAAUAAAGUAUAUCUGGGUGUGACAAAGGAAAAUGUUUUCAGGUCAGCAUUAAGAACUGUAAACUAUGAUGGUAAGGGUGGGGACAGAUGUAGAGAGAACAAUUGGCACCUAUGGUAAUCAAAGACCAGGGUUCAAUGUUAAAAUUAGAGAAUGUAAAAGUACUUCUCUGAGAACUUUUGCAAUUUACAUUCAUGAUCUAGUUAUAGCUUAUGGGCAGUUUUAGACUGUUAAUACAAGGUUUUUGGCUAAACAACUGUCUCUAAGUCAGAGUCAGCAAUCCUAGGGUCAGCACAAUACAGAAUAAACUUAGAAAAUGUAUGGACUAUUAAGGUCACUGACACGCUGACCUUCAAAAAAAGCGGUUGAGUGAAAAGCCUGAUAUUAGCAGUUUAAAAGUGCUAAAAAUAGAGAAAAAAUGCUUAUAGAACUCUUUUAAAUAUCCUUACAUAAAUUCACUUUAAUAAUGAACACUGAGCCUAAAAUUGCUCGUGGGGUUAUGGAAUAGUGAUGUAUGUAGGUAGUAAGGAACAUGCAUCCAACCAUAACCUUCAAUUUUCUACUCCUCAUAGAAGGGAUUAAGAGGCAAAACAGAUUAAGGUCAUUGGUAAGACAUAUCACAUUUUUUAGCCCCCAUAGUUCAACUCUUUGAAAAAACUUGGAUAUCAUUGACUCAAAUGGAAACAUGCCGGUGGGAGCAAUUUUCAGCAUGAAAGCCUCAAAGCGUUGUUUUCGCAAAAAAAAAAAAGGAAGCAAAGGGAAGGCACUAUUCAGGCAGCCGACAAGCAAUGGUUUAUAAAGAGGAACCCCUGUAUUUUCAUAAAUGUUGUGAAUGUGUCAAGAUUUGUAGCUACAUCAGACAUUUUGUACCCAGUUUUAACCUAGUUUUUAUAGAAUUUGAAAUAUUUUGUCAGUAAAAGUGCUAUUUUUUUUCCUCAAGGAAUAUGCUAUAAAAUAAAACAGCUCAAAAGAA